This is a messenger RNA of Plasmodium gonderi, 981 nucleotides long. Its product is annotated as cyclin homologue. The record is from RefSeq and is a predicted model, not a curated record. The coding region runs from base 1 to 981 and encodes 326 amino acids. NCBI's taxonomy places the organism in Eukaryota, Apicomplexa, Aconoidasida, Haemosporida, Plasmodiidae. The transcript has a single exon.
AUGAAAUAUCCAGAGGACACUUCACAUAUUAGCAAAUGGCUUUUCAGAAGCAAAAAAGAAAUAGAUGACAUAUGUGUAAAAAAGUAUAAUAAUUUUAAAGAAAAAUUUAAAGAUUACAAUGUGAGCAUACCCAAAUAUGCUGAAAUUGAGAAAACAAAACUUUAUUUCUGCUACCAAAUGACACACCUUUGUGAAAUAAAAAAUCUGAAGCCUCAAAUAGUGGAAUGUGCAAUUGUGCUAUAUAAUAGAUUUUACUUGAAAGAAAUUAUUUUAGAGUAUGAUCCUCGUAUCUUAAUAUUUACCUGUAUAAUAUUAGCAAUAAAGUUGGAAGGAUAUGGUAGAUUAUAUAAAAUGAAUGAAUUUUUUAGUGACAUUGAUAUAAAUUUAGACAAAGUAUUAGAACAUGAAAAUGUUGUUUGCUCAUCAUUAAAUUUUGAAAUUAAUUUUUUAUAUACAAAAGAAUGUAUCUUUUAUUUAAAAAGGAAACUUUUAAAUUAUAUCAAUAAAUAUAUAAACAAAGACAAUGAAGUAGAAAAUUCAUUUGAAAGCGUCUGUAAUCAAAUUUACUCAAAAACAUCAGAUGACUGUUUAAAAGUUAUCGAAAACUUCGUUAUUACUUUUACAUAUACACCUUCACAAAUAGCACUAUACUGUUUUGUAAAUAAUAUAAAAAUAAAUUUCAAUAUAGUUAAUGCUGAUAAAUUUAUUCUUGAAUUUAUUACCAAUAAUAAUCAAAUUCUUUUUCAAAAAUUAAGAAACAAAAUUGAUGAAUUGCAUGUAAGGUAUAAGGACCACCUCGAUUUAAGAAAUACAUUUGACGAUGAAAAUACAACUAGACAAAUCGGGGAAACAUUGGAUACGUGUAUUGAUAUUUAUGAAAUUUUAAAAAAAAAAAAAAGCAGCAAAAAGUCCAGAAAAAAGAAAUUAAAUAGCGAAGAUUAUACUCUAAAUGAGUCUUCCAAAAGGGUUGAUGUGAAGUAG